AUGCCUAAGUUUGAUAAAUUUAUGAAGGAAUUACUAAAGGGAACGAUAGAGAAAGUGAUCAAGGAACAUGUAAAGAUAACUGAAAAUGAUGAUAUGGUAAUGUCUCAAACAUUGCCACCAAAGCUAAAAGACCCAAGUAAGUUUACUAUUUCUUGUAAUAUUGGUGGAGUAAAGAUCCCAUAUGCUCUGUGUGAUUUAGGGUUUAGUAUAAAUGGCAUGCCACUAAAAAAGGUUAAAGAAUUGAAAGUGGGUGAGAUCACAACGAGUAACAUGACUCUCACUUUAGCUGAUUCGUCUGUUACUCAAUCGCUUGGUAUCUUACCAGACGUGCUAGUACAUGGCAAUGAUUUAGUUUUUCCUGCAGAUUUUGUGGUGCUUGAUACAAAAGGAGAUUCAAGAGGUUUGAUUAUUCUCGGACGCCCAUUCUUGGCAACCGGGAAAGCAAAGAUAGAUGUGGAAACGGGUGAGCUUGUUUUCAAGUUCAACAAAGAAAAAAAUGGUUUUUAA
Messenger RNA from Lathyrus oleraceus (garden pea), 507 nucleotides. RefSeq lists its product as uncharacterized. NCBI's taxonomy places the organism in Eukaryota, Viridiplantae, Streptophyta, Magnoliopsida, Fabales, Fabaceae. The record is from RefSeq and is a predicted model, not a curated record. The transcript has a single exon. Bases 1 to 507 code for a protein of 168 amino acids.